Molecule: messenger RNA, 1331 nt
Organism: Brachypodium distachyon (stiff brome)
Lineage: Eukaryota; Viridiplantae; Streptophyta; Magnoliopsida; Poales; Poaceae
Product: putative S-adenosyl-L-methionine-dependent methyltransferase SCO7813
Exons: 2
Coding region: 139-1161 (340 amino acids)
Biological process (GO): methylation
Molecular function (GO): methyltransferase activity
Source: RefSeq, a predicted model, not a curated record
GCCCGGAAGCUGGUGCCGCUGCGCGCUAUAUAUGCCGCUGGCUAGGCACAUUGUGUGGCCGGCUGGCCUCUCGCGCGCUGUACCUCCUCGUGUCCAGGAAAUCAAGCAGAGGCCGCCCAAGCCCCCGCUUGAUCGAUCAUGUCGUCCAAGGAGGAAGAGGCGAAGGAGACGCCGCGCGGCGGCGGGAAUGGCGAGCUGGCGGCGGCGAUGGAGCAGCUGGCGGCGGAGGGGGUGCGGGCGCUGCACGCGCGGGCGGAGGCGGAGUGGGGACCCGUGCUGCGGAGCGCGUGCCAGACGGCGGCGGCGCGGGCGCUGUGGGCGGCCGCGGUGCGGGACCCGGCGGCAGGGGUGCUGGCCGGGGAGCGGUGCCUGAGGGGCCUCCACGACAAGAUGAUGCGCGACGAGAGGGCCGGGGCGCGCGAGGUGUCCGGGGUCAUGGUCGCCGUGCGCACGCUCUGGUUCGACGCUCGCCUCCAGGCCGCCGUCGCCUCGCUCGGCGCCGGACCGCUGCAGGUCGUACUCCUCGGCGCAGGAAUGGAUGCGAGAGCUUAUCGACUGAGCUGCCUAAAGGAAUGCGCUGUAUUUGAACUUGAUUUCCCAGAGCUACUAGAAAUGAAAUCUGGCAUUCUGCAUGAAGCAAUGAGUUCUACACAUCAUCAGAAACUCACCAUGAUGGCAAAAUCAUUGACCAGGGUUCCUGCCGACAUACGAGAUGCAAACUGGAUGGCCAAGCUACAGAGCUGUGGGUAUAUUCCUGAAAGAAACACCAUAUGGGUUCUAGAAGGAAUUCUCUAUUACCUUCAACAUGCGGAUGCAAUGCAAGUCCUCGAAACCAUUGCAGGAUGCCGCACCUCAGCCUGCACCGUCCUCUUGGCUGACUUCAUGAACAAGAAUGCAACGGCGCUCUCUCAGACGAUGUACCAUUUCUACCAUGACAGCCCUGAUCUGCUGCUCCCUUCGAUUGGGUUCUCUCAGGCACUGUUGUCACAGAUUGGAGAUCCCGAAGCACAUUUCGGUCUGCUAAAUCAUCCACAAAAUCUAUUUGAUAAGCUGAGGAGAUUGCCGAGAUCAGUGGAGACAAAUCCAGAGGAUGGCACACCAUGCUGCAGGUUGUAUUUGGUGGAAGCCUCUGCUUCUCCAGAUGAUCAUGCCACCUUAUAGAACUUCACGGCCAUUGGAUCAUUGUUUGAAAUAAUUAAUUAUGCCUCUUUCUUUUCCUCUGAUUAUUAUUUGGAGAAUUCAUUAGCAUUCUAACUCAGAUGUGACUUUGUAUAAUACCUUUCAGUCUGAGAUAAUCUGCAAAUCUUGUCGGUGAAAAGACAUUCUUGAGA